Colletotrichum godetiae is the source of this 1404-nucleotide messenger RNA. RefSeq lists its product as uncharacterized. NCBI's taxonomy places the organism in Eukaryota, Fungi, Ascomycota, Sordariomycetes, Glomerellales, Glomerellaceae. The coding region runs from base 21 to 1319 and encodes 432 amino acids. The record is from RefSeq and is a predicted model, not a curated record. The transcript has a single exon.
AAUAGCUCUGGCAUUCCUACAUGUAUCUACUUCUGGCGCAUGCAUCUCAGAUGACUCGCAACGAACAACUUCUUGAGCACUGGUUAACUUCUAUUCGAUUGAUUGAUGCCGCUCAUUUAACGGCAGCACUGGGUUUCAAUAAAAGUCCUUUUCAAUCAAAUCUCAGUAUGACGACUUCAGCAACAGCCGACUCAACUAGCGAGAUUUCAGACUUAGUUAAGUUUGAGAGAAGCUUACGACAUUAUCAUCUAUGUUACGGCUACAUCGCCUUCGUCAAUACAGCAGUUAGCUUGUACAUAUGCUGCAUGCUCCUCCUUGGGAGACCCCCUCUCAAUCCCACUGGAAAGCUACGAUGGAAGAAAGUUACCUGCGCUUACUUUGCCAUCACUUGGGUAGCGAGUCCAAUUCUAAUGAUCUUCAUACAACUGCCUCUUACCGAGUCAAGGGCCAUGCGAGAUCUAAUGACGGGAAGCACAAUAACCGUUGCAACCAAUCAUUUGAUAGUGCUCGGAGGACUUUUAAACGUCAUAUUUUCCAAGAAGAAGAAAGAUGAAGAAGCUAAGCAAGGAGUGGGCGAGGAAGUCGUGAGGGCCAACGAAACCGAACUCGGUCUUGAGACUGUUUACCGAUUGUCAACUGAUUCAGCAUUUUCAAAAUCAAUCGUUUCAAUCGAAGCGGACUCCGACAACGAGAGAAGCACGGAAAACGCAAGCCUUCUCUCAAGUUUCGCUAAAAACACAUCUGCUGCACAAGUCCAAUCAAUGACGGAAUCCGAUGAGAAAGGGAAAAGCGCACCACUAGAGAAGAAAUCAGCAGCUGAUUCCCUGAUCCCCCUACCGGACCGGGACACUCAGGUUUCGGUGUUGGUUUCCAUGCUUAAUCUACUGCCUGGGUAUGGCUUGAUGUUUCUUCCCAUCUACAAACUUCUAUCCGUCAUCUUAGAACACGAAACAGUCGGUGCUGAGCUUCAGCGGCAGACCAAGGAUAUUCUUAUCUUUUAUAGUGUCUGGGUGAUGCUUUUUAUUGGUGUAUGCACCAUCAUCAUCAAAAGAAUACGUUCUCUAUGUAAGCAGGACGACACAGAGUGUGCCUUUACGGGAGAAGACGAGAAGAAGAAGAGGGAUGCACUGUUAAGACUCGGAUGGAAGCUGGCGAUCGUAGUGUUCUACCUGCUGGUAAUAAUGUCAACCGUCUGGAUGCAAUAUCUUGUCAUUGCGACAAUCGCAAAAGAUCCGACUGGCAUGUCACACUUGCUGCAACUCGAGAAUCUCAGUUUGGCAUACGCUCUUGUACCAAAACUUCUUAUAUUUGCAUCUUGAGCUGGACUUGUCGACCUAUAGUUGAAAUUCUAGCUGCAGUAGAUACAAAAAACAUUGAACCGUAGUCCUGAAAUCUUCCAAUGGC